AUGUCCAUCAUAGCACUCGCAGACGCGUCGAGCUCCGGUUUCCAUGUCGAUGACUUUCGUCGGUUGGCGGGCCGGCUUGGGAUUCAUGUCUCGGACGAUAGAGAUGCCCACGACUAUCUGCGCCUGCUCUGGUCCUUCGAGAGCGUCCUCAGCCACGUCGAGAGAGCCGCCGACUACAUACCGCCACAGUUGCAGCCGCUGCCGACUGUACAGCCUCGAGAAUACUGGGCACCAUCCGCCGCACAGAACCCAUACAAUGCCUGGAGCCACCAAUGCAAUCUCUCGGCCGCCGCACCGAGCAGCCAUCGUCUGCAGGGCCGCGCCGUCGCCAUCAAAGAUAACAUUUGCAUAGCAGGCCUGCCGACAACACUUGGGGCGCCGGCCUCGAUCCUUUCCGACCAGAACGAAUACCCCGUGUCCCCCAUUGAUGCCACGGUCGUCUCUCGUAUUCUGGCCGCGGGUGGAACCAUCAAAGGUACGUCCACGUGUGAGUGCUUCUGCGCUUCGCCUCUGUCCUUCACCUCUGCCUCCGGCCCCGUGCAUAAUCCGCACCUCCACGGCUAUACCUCCGGAGGCAGUAGUAGCGGCUCCUGCGCACUCGUCGCUGCUCAUGCCCUCUAUCCGCACAAGCCCGAGGUGACUGGAGAAACGGUGGAACUGGCAAUCGGCAGCGACCAGGCCGGCUCCGUACGCAUUCCAGCUUCGUACUGUGGCCUCUUGGGUCUCAAGCCUACCUUUGGCCUAGUACCAUAUACUGGCGCAGCUUCCAUGAUGCCCAUGAUCGACCAUCUUGGUCCCAUCGCCACCCAUCUGAAGGACAUUGCGCUCCUACUGGAAGUCAUGGCAGGCUACGACGGACUGGAUUCGCGCAUGUCGCCCGAAUCUCCACUGGUGGACAACGUGAAACCUUAUCAACGCCUGCUGGAGGACUUCCAAGAGCAACUCAAAGUCCAGCCCGAGACAGCCCGGGUAUGGCGGAUAGGACUCUUGACCGAAGCCUUCUCCAUGCUCGGCGUCUCCUCCCUGGUCCAACAGACAGUGAUCGAGGCAGCGACCAAAGCGUUCGAAGCUGCAGGUGCAACAGUCGUCCCCAUCUCGAUCCCUAUGCACCGCGAAGCCCCAAUCAUCUGGACAGCAGCCAGCCGUCCAUCCAUGUCCAAAUACCUGUAUCAAGCCAGCCCAGCCGGGCAUUUGAGCUUUGCCCCGCCACACCUCCGUCCCCACUGGCCCCUAACCCAGCAGACCUUCGAGUCCAUCUCCGCCACCAACCCCGCUCUCGCCAACAUUCUCUUCAGCAGCCAAUUUACCCACGACCACGUGACGUCGGGCAUCGAAGCCAAAGCCCAUCGCAAAGUCUUCGAAUUGCGUGCCGUGUAUGAUCGCGCGCUCGAAGACGUCGACGUCCUCGUCACGCCGUGUGCUCCCUCGGUCACGAUGCCUCUCCCGUCGCAGACUUCCUGCUCCUCGUCCUCGUCCAACAACAAGCUCGAGAAUGCUGACUCUACUACGAUUCUGAAACGACUCGAGUCCACCAUCGGCGUGACCAACAAUACUUGUCCCUUCAACGUAACGGGUCACCCCGCGAUGAGUGUGCCUUGCGGCUUUGGUACGCCUUCUCCUCCUCGAUCGGCCGAGGACGCCUCCUCUCCCCCUCCCCUCCCCAUCGGAAUGCAAAUCAUCGGAAAGCGAUGGCAGGACGAAAAGGUUAUCAUGGCUGCUGCUCUCUUCCAAUGGGGUCGCGAGCUGAUUGCUGCUGGGAAUCAUGCAUCCGCGCGAGAGGUAUAG
This is a messenger RNA of Bipolaris maydis ATCC 48331, 1785 nucleotides long. Its product is annotated as amidase signature domain-containing protein. The record is from RefSeq and is a predicted model, not a curated record. Lineage: Eukaryota; Fungi; Ascomycota; Dothideomycetes; Pleosporales; Pleosporaceae. Gene Ontology annotation, molecular function: catalytic activity.